Molecule: messenger RNA, 1067 nt
Organism: Strongylocentrotus purpuratus (purple sea urchin)
Lineage: Eukaryota; Metazoa; Echinodermata; Echinoidea; Camarodonta; Strongylocentrotidae
Exons: 2
Coding region: 178-510 (110 amino acids)
Source: RefSeq, a predicted model, not a curated record
CGGAGGUUGUCCAAUCACUGUGCAUGUAUCAAGUAAAUGUUACAGCGCCUCAAGCUUUUUAGCCAAUCACAGGCAGUGUUGUGCACGUACCACUGGCGCGCGCUAUUUUGAGCUUCAGGUGUAGUAAUCUGUCGUCAACAACUGAAUGUUUCAGAGGAAAACACAGGUUUUUGCUGUAUGCAUACAAUUUUGACUCACAGUAAGGUGAUAUCUUUCAGUGGGAAGAGUUACAGAAAAUUCAAGGAGUGUGCAGAUCUUUGGAAGGACGUCAGUUUUGGGUUUGAACUAGAAAACAAAAUUGCUGCGAUUGCGGUCAACUGCGACUUUGACUCGUUCGAGCUGCAGACAGAGCAGUACUCGCCCGGAGCCUCCGGCGGAGGAGUGUACCAGGCCAGGGAGGUGUUCGAACUGCAACAAGUUCAACAAAAAAGAGGUAUGUCCAACCAGGAUACCAUGCGGGCUGCUACAGGCACUUCUGCAACAUUACAACAAACAAGUGAGCACAGAUGACAUCAAGGCAAAGAAGGAACAAUAUUUAACACAUUGUAUGUCACAUUACUUGUAAAUGUAAAGCCUUUUUUUGGAAAUUCAAUGUAAAGACCUUUAUUGCGAUGCUCUAUUUUGCCAAUAUCCGCCAGAUUCGAUAAAGCAGAUAACUUUUACUAAAUGGCAUUUGGACAAAUGUAUGAAAUUACCUGCUGGAAAUGUUAAAGAACAUGAUUUAGAUAUGUAUAUUAGACUGAAGAAGAAUAGCAGAGGCUGCGACCCUGCCAUCCAUGAAUAUAUAAUUUUUUUUUAUCUAUAAUGUAUAUUUUAUGUGUAUUUUUGCUAAAACAUACAUACAUGUGAUCGCUUGAAAGAAUGUUUGUUAUUGAAAAUAUUUCAAUGUGAAUUGACAAUGUGCUGUAUAACUGAUGAUGAAUCAUUUCUCUACAUCAACCCAAAGAGCAGUAUCCAUGUAGUCAAGCAGGCUUACAAUUUUAUUGACCAUGUAUUUUGAGAAUAUGAGAUAGUACUAUGUCAUAUAUUUGAUGUGAAACCAGAUUAUAAUUGGUCAAACAUGCCUU